Messenger RNA from Trichechus manatus latirostris (Florida manatee), 5042 nucleotides. It is a transcript of the gene RBBP8, whose product is annotated as RB binding protein 8, endonuclease. Gene Ontology annotation, biological process: DNA repair; DNA double-strand break processing involved in repair via single-strand annealing. The coding region runs from base 1824 to 4523 and encodes 899 amino acids. Lineage: Eukaryota; Metazoa; Chordata; Mammalia; Sirenia; Trichechidae. The transcript has 18 exons. Gene Ontology annotation, molecular function: damaged DNA binding. The record is from RefSeq and is a predicted model, not a curated record.
UGAUCCCGGUGAGAGCAGUCAGUGGUGGUAGCCGGGCACCAUCUAGCUGUACUGGACUCAGUCUGGUGGAGGCCUUGGUAGCCGUGGUUGAAAGUGUGUUUAUUUCUGUAAUGCUUUGCAGUUUACCAGGUAGCUUCACCAAAAGGUCAGCACUUCGAAUCUACCAGCAGCUAUGGGGCAGUUCUUCUUUGUCCUAUAGGGUCGCUAUGAGUCGGAAUCCACUGGAUGGCAACAGUUUUCACACAUAAUCUUGCUCCUUUUAGGCAUGUCAUUGCUUAUUUUAGUCUUCAUCAGAGACCUCAAGAAAUGGUUAGCGAGAAACCCAAGUCAGUUUCGGCACUUGUUGGUAAUGGUAAGGCAUUGCCUAAGGAGCCAGGUGUGAGGUUUAGUAGACUUGUUAAUCAUUUUACUUUUUUAGCUACCACUAAAAAAGUAGGUAGCUAAAAAAGUAGUUAAUGGCUUCAGUUCAAGAACACAUAUUUAAAUAUUUACUACUACACUUGAACUUAAUAGCCUAUUGCUACCUUCAGUGGCUGCAUGAGUAAUAAUAACUUAAUCAUUUACCUUUACUCUGAGAGACAGAGUAGCUUUACCCUGAUUGCCUUGUUCCUGUAAAUAUUAGAUGUUCUGUAUUCAUAGAUCUUAGCUGUGUCUGUAUCUUGCUCACUGACUUCCCUCAUUAUGAGAAAGCUGUACAGCUCCUCAUGUGUGUUGAUACUUAAAUCAUCAUACGUACAACUUAUGUAUCUUUGUGUAUGUGAGUACUUGUUAAAAAAACCAAACCAAACCCACUGCCAUUGAGUCAGUUCCAACUCAUAGCGACCCCAUAGGGUUUCCAAUGAUGUAAAUCUCAACAGAAGCAGACUGCCACAUCUGUCUCCUGAGGAGCGGCUGGUAAUUUCGAACUGUCGACCUUUCACUUAGCAGUGAAUUGCUUUAGCCAUUGUGCCACCGGGGCUCCUGAGUACUUGUUAAGUCAGGAAUAUUUCAGGAUGUUUUCUGGUUUGGGAUUUCAUACAUUGUUGUACCCUACAUCGAUCCAAAAAUAAAACAAUACAUUUUUUAUAAUGCUAAGCGAAUACUGACCAUGGAAGAUUAAGAACCUUUCAGUAAUCGAAUCCUUUCAAUUUGACAAGAACCCUGAUGGCUCAAUCGGUAAUCCCUCGGCUGCUAACCAAAAGGUCAGUGGUUCGAACCCACCAAGUGCUCUGCAGGAGAAAGAUGUGGCAGUCAGCUUCCAUAAAGAUUUACAGCCUUGGAAUCUGUAUGGGGUAGCUCUGCUUUGUCCUAUAGGGUCACUAUAAGUCCAAUCAACCCGAUGGCAAAGGGUUUUUGAUAUUUUUAGGUAAUUACUGCUUUCUGGGGGGAGUAAGAGAAAGUUUGCCUGAAAAUUUAGUUUAACUAAAGACCAAAUAAGGAGCCCUGGUGGUUCAACGGUUAAGCCCUAGGCUGCUAACCAAAAGGUUGGCGGUUUGAACCUAACCUAUGGGGCCUUUCUAUCUCUUCUGUCACAUGGGGUCACUAUGAGUUGAAAAUCAACUUGAUGGCACCAAGAACAACAAAUUGCAAAUUACUGAAAUCAGGACUUUUCUCAUCUUAAUCAUCUUCCCUCACUCCCCCUCACACAUAUUUUCAGUUUCAGCUGGACAUGUGUUUCUUCCAUGACUGCAAAUCACAUAAAAAUAAAUGCAGAAUUCAUUUGUAUUGUGAUCUGUUGUUUCAGGUAUUUCAGCUGUCUCCAAAGAUAACUUCAUGCUUACAUAAUGUAACAGAAAAGGUCAUAAAUCAUUAGGUAAAAAGAAGUGUGAAGCAUAUUCAGCAAGAUGAACAUCUCUGGAAGCAGUUGUGGAAGCCCUGGUUCUGCAGAUGUAUCUAAUGACUUUAAGGAACUUUGGGCAAAACUAAAGGAGUACCACGAUAAAGAAGUUCAAGGUUUACAAUUAAAAGUAACCAAACUGAAAAAGGAACGAAUUUUAGAUGCACAAAGACUAGAAGAAUUUUUCACCAAAAACCAGCAGCUGAGAGAGCAACAGAAAGUCCUUCAUGAAACCAUUAAAGUUUUAGAAGAUCGGUUAAGAGCAGGAUUAUGUGAUCGCUGUGCAGUAACUGAAGAACAUAUGCGAAAAAAACAGCAAGAGUUUGAAAAUAUCCGGCAGCAGAAUCUUAAACUUAUCACAGAGCUUAUGAAUGAAAAGAAUACUCUACAGGAAGAAAAUAAAAAGCUUUCUGAACAACUGCAGCAGAAAAUUGAGAAUGAUCAACAGCAUCAAGCCACUGAACUUGAAUCUGAGGAAGAUGUUAUUCCAGAUUCACCAAUAACAGCUUUUUCAUUUUCUGGAGCUAACCGGCUACGAAGAAAGGAGAACCUCCACGUCCGAUACGUAGAACAAACACAUACUAAAUUGGAGCACUCUGUGUGUACAAAUGAGUUGAGAAAAGAUCCAAAGUCUUCAGCUCAUCCACAGCAUAACCCUAAGGAAAGUGAAAUUCUAGUGGCUGACACUUGCAAUCAAAGUCAAUCUCCCAUGGCUAAAACGCACGGAACAAGCAGUUACUCCACUGAUAAGCCAUCUUUUAAUUUAGCUACCGUUGUUGCUGAAACACUUGGACUUAAUGUUCAAGAAGAAUCUGAAUCUCAAGGUCCCGUGAGCCCUCUUGGUAAUGAGCUCUACCAUUGUCUGGAAGGAGAUCACAAGAAACAACCUUUUGAGGAAUCCACAAGAAAUAGUGGAAAUGGUUUAAGAUUUUCAGAUUCUACUUCCAAGUCACCUCCCCAAGAAGAAUUGACUACUCGAGUAUCAUCUCCUGUAUUUGGAACCACCUCUAAUGUGAAAAAUAGUUUAGGUUUGAAUACAAGUUUGUCCCCUUCUCUUUUAGAGACUGGGAAAAGAAAACAUAUGAAAAUAGCCCCUUUCAGCAACACUUCUAAUUCUAGACCAGAGAAACCUAGAUCAAAAUCUGAAGAUAGUGACUUUUUCACACAUCAUAAUCUCGGGUCUAAAGUGAACGUGGUCGUCGGCCAGUCAUGUUCUGAUAAACAGAUGCUUGUAAAUAAAAGUAUAAGUGAAUCCAUAGGUGCACAGGGUAGUACUGAUCAUAUUAAAGAUGCCAUUACUGAUAAACAUUUAUUGCCCCUGAAACCACUGGGAAGCAGAACAUCCAAAAGGAAGAAAACUGAGGAAGAAAGUGAGCAUGAAGUAAGCUGCCCCCAAGCUGCUUUUGAUAAAGAAAAUGCUUUUCCUUUUCCAACGGAUAGUGAUUUUUGCAUCAGUGGGGACUAUGUGAUGGAUAAACCUCUGGAUCUGUCUGAUCGAUUUUCAGCUAUUCAACGUUUAGAGAAAAGCCAAGGAAGUAGUGAGACCUCUAAAAACAGAUUUAGGCAAGUGACUCUUUAUGAGGCUUUGAAACCCAUUCCAAAGGGUUCUUCCUCAAGUCGUAAGGCCUCAAAUGGGAGCUGUGUGCUAGCCAGAGAUGCCCCAGAGGAUCCCUGUGUGCAGGAAUGUAUCCUCCAGUCCUUGAGCAAAUCCUCUCCAGAUAAUAAAACACCAUUAAAAAUAAAAGAAGAAAACCCUGUCUUCAAAAUCCCUCUGUGUCCGCGUGAAAGUUUGGAGACAGAGAAUCUUUUUGAUGACAUAAAGGGUGCUGCUUCUCAUGAGCCAAUAAGAAUGAAAACCAGGUCAUCCCGUGGAGCAUGUGAACUUACAUCAGUUCUUCAGCUAAAUCCAUGUAGAAUUGCCAAAACAAAGUCCCUAGAAAACAACCAAAACAAAUCUUUUGAAAAUCUCCAGUGGAGUCUAGAUCCAGGGGCAGACCUUUCUCAGUAUAAAAUGGAUAUUACCAUAAUAGAUACAAAGGAUGGCAGUCAGUCAAGAUUAGGAGGAGACGAGACAGUGGACACGGACUGCACGUUGGUUAGUGAAACUGUGCUUUUAAAAAUGAAGAAGCAAGAGCAGAAGGGAGAAAAAAGUCCAAAUGGAGAAAGAAAAAUGAAUGAUAGUUUGGAAGAUAUGUUUGAUCGGACAACACACGAAGAAUACGAAUCCUGUUUGGCAGAUAAUUUCUCCCAAGUAGCAGAUGAAGAGGAGGAAUUGUCAGCUGCCACAAAGAAACCAGACAGUAAUGGUGAUAAACAUGAUAAAAUCAAGCAGAAAGCAUUUGUGGAGCCAUAUUUUAAGGAUGAUGAAAGGGAGACUAGCUUACAAAAUUUUCCUCAUAUUGAGGUGGUUCGGAAAAAAGAAGAGAGAAGAAAAUUGCUUGGACACACAUGUAAGGAAUGUGAAAUUUAUUAUGCAGAUAUUCCAGCAGAAGAAAGAGAAAAGAAGUUGGCUUCCUGCUCACGACACCGAUUCCGCUACAUUCCCCCCAACACACCAGAGAAUUUUUGGGAAGUUGGUUUUCCUUCUACUCAGACUUGUAUGGAGAGAGGUUACAUUAAGGAAGAUCUUGAUCCCCGUCCUCGUCCAAAAAGACGGCAGCCUUACAAUGCAAUGUUUUCUCCAAAAGGCAAGGAGCAGAAGACAUAGAUGUUGAAGCAAAAACAGGAUAGAGGACAAUUUUUUCAUUUUUAGUUAUUUAUAGUUAAAGUUGGUAUUAAACACUGAUUUUUUUCUUUUUUAGUCUUCCGUGAACUGAUUUAUAAAUCAAUUUUCUAUUGAAAAUGUUUUUAAAUGGCAUUUACCCACCACAGAAGCAAGUAUUUAAAAUGUGGAUGAGUUUAUGUUGUGUUUUCUUGCUUUUGCACCUUUAAAACAGUAAGGUGCUUUCAUUUUUGCACUCUAACUUAAGAGGUGUUUAUUUACUUUAUUUGGUAAUUCCCAAUUACAGUUUUGAAAAUACAGUUUUUGUCUGAUUUGUUGCCUUCCGAUCUUUUCUUUCCGUCUUGCCUUUAUACUCACAUUUAGCAGCAACUUCAUAGUAAUCAUUACAGAUCUUCAUUCUCUUCAUCAGUUGCUCUUCUAUAGGUCAUACCAAUGUCUGGCAUUUAGAUCUAAAAAAGGCUAAAUUUGAAUAGUCCAGCUGCUUUUUUUGUUAAAUUGAAAUGA